GUACAGUGAGCUGCACAAAUAAAAUGCUCCUUCUUAUCCAUAAACAGCUCAGCCAGAUUUUCACAAUUCGAUCAAAACAUUUAUUCAUUUCUAUAAUAAGUAAAAGUGCUUUGUCACAACAAUUAUACUUCAGAGCUAAACAGAAGUGUGUCACUGCGACGUUUGAUCAGACUCGUUUAAGGUGUGCUCACGUAUUUGUUUGUGCUGCAUUUUUACCAUCGCUGCUCUCUGAGAAAACUGGGUGAAGGUUCUUACAGCUCGUAUUGCAGCAGACUGGCCUCCCCCGCCCACUGAACUCUGGGUAAUUUGAUAACUCUGACUGGAUUAAACAUUUUCACAACCUGGUGACCAAGGUUACCGAGACAUCUGAAAUACUCUCAAUCUUUGAUCUGCACACAUUCCCUCUCCAGGAAUACGCUGGAACGUCUAGAGAACUUGAAAACAGCCUGCAACCCCCGGUCCCUGCUUCUGAGAUGCCCUUGCCGAUAUGACGCUAAAAGAGUCAACGACUUUUCAGUAAGCCGGAGGUACGUCUGUGCUGCCUCCCUUUCAACAGCAUCCUCUAACACUUUGCUCACACGGCGGCACUAACCGGAAGCAACCAUGCAUCUAGAGGUCAAGGUGGCCCUCAACUUUAUCGUGUCCUACCUUUACAACAAGCUGCCUCGUCGUCGGGCUGACCUGUUUGGUGAGGAGCUGGAGAGGAUACUGGUCUCCCGCUUUGAGGGACACUGGUAUCCCGAGGCCCCGCUUCGGGGAUCCGCUUUCCGCUGCAUCCACUUGGGGGCGCUGAGGGACCCUGUGGUGGAGCUAGCCGCCAAAAGAAGUGGACUGGACACAGAGGAGGUCCGCGCUAAUGUCCCCGCAGAGCUCAGCGUGUGGAUCGACCCUUAUGAGGUUUCCUACCAGAUUGGAGAGAAGGGGGCAGUGAAGGUGCUGUACCUGGAGGACCCUCCAGGCCUCGGUUGUGACAGCGAGAGGGCUGAGGCGGUUAACGGAGAAGGCAAAGGAGAGGCGGAGGCUGAGGAGGCCAAGAGCUUGGGAUUUAAUCCAGAUGCUCAGGUGUUUGUGCCAAUUGGAAGUCAAGCAUCUCCAGCACUCAUGCCAUCCCUGUCAAGCUCUCCCACACCUUUGACAGCUCAGCCUGGGCUCUUUAGCUACCCUAGCUCCAGCACACCUACUGACCCUGGCGUCCAUUCAUCCAACACCUCCUCCCCUUCUCCUCCCAGUGGCGGAUUGCCAUACCUCCCCACUCAGCAGCCGCCUCAAGCCCUCCCUCCUGCCCGUCCACAACCCGUCACCUUCACCACCGCGAGCUUCGCCGCCACCAAAUUCGGUUCCACCAAAAUGAAGAAGUGCACUGGAGCCGGGUCGCCGGCCAACUCCGGUGUCAUUGUCCCACCUUCGCAGAGGAUGCUCUCCCGCUCUCCCACCACCAUCUCGGCACCAGAGCUGCUAAAGCACAAGCCCCUGUCGCUCUCUUUGCACUCCCUUGGAGGUCCGAUCCCCAGCCAGCUCUCCCCCAGCGCUAAAGAAUUUGUCUACCCAGGAUCCCCGGGCCCCUUUUUCUUUGACGCAGACACCCAACCAAUGCAGCCACAAGCCAGCCCUUUCCAACCCUCGCACAACCUCGGGUCCAAUCCGACCUUCGACCCGUUCGCCAGCCCUUCUCCUCAAAGCGUGGGCAUCCUUAGCAGCAACGGAGGAAUCCCUUACGUGGAGAAACCGUCGUUUGACGGUUUAGGAAGCUACAGCCUGCAAUAUCCAAGCCAGUCUUUCCAGCCUGUGGUGCUGGCCAACUAAGCCUUCGUCUGGGACAAAAACACUUGAACGCAGACAUGGGUGACUCUCCACUUGUUUUCAGUUUUUCUAACAAGAAAUUAUAAUGCUAACACGCAUCAAGAGUGGGUUUUGCUACAGAGAUUAAAAAUAAUAGUAAACAUGUCCAUAACGUACAUUUUGUUAUGCAUCUCUACAUGACAUUCAUUUUGCCUGAACUCAUUUCUGUUCUCCUUCACGUCAACAUUGAUGGUUAGGGAGGCGAGUUUCUUUCUACUUUUCUUUUGUGACGUGAAACCUUUAUGUUCCACUCCUCCGUCUCUAGAGCAGCUCCAUUUUGCACUGCACUGUCAUGCUGUGAAAAAAAGGACUUUGCCAAGUCCUGCAGGGAACGACUGCUGUGGAAAACUCAGCACUUUGCUCCGCAAUCUGCUCUGCCCUACUUGCCACAAAUACACAGGAGAAGGCGGGGUGGCGUGUGUGUGUGUGUAGUCCUGCUCCGUUUUGUUAUGGUUCGACCGAGGGAAGGGUUGUUUGUCUCCGUUAUCGUCGGACGCAAUGCUUGUUAUCAGCGGCUGGAAUGAGCGGGAAUGAAUGAUGGGCGAGCGGAGGGAAAGGGCAGCACUGGAGAAUGUAUUGUCUGUCGAGGGGAAAUUUGCUGGAGGAAACCUUUCUGAAUGUAAAUGAGAAAUAAAUUCCAGUUUUAACAAUGCUGAUACCUCUAAUAAAAAAAAAAAAAGAAGGUGGGGAGGGAGGGGAGAACACAACACAGGGAAACGUGCAGACACAAAUGCACCACACGCGUCGACGCGCACGAUGUUCCAGUCAGCAGUGUGUGAAGGUGAACGGGCGAGGAGCAGGAGGUUGGGGAGGGGAUGCAGCAGCCUAAGCAGCAGCAGCAGCAGCAGCGGCCGCGGAUUGUGAUAAAUGGCUUAGCAUGACUUUGACUAUGAAGGAGAGGUUUUUCCUCUGCAUGGAGGAAGAGGGAGGGAGACGGGGAGAGAAACUUCUAGACGAGCGCUUUGCCUCUGCGUCGUCCGGGGCGUACUGGGAAGCGCGCGCGUUCCACGUUGAAACCCAGAGCACGUUCCCGGUGAAACUAAAACACUACACUAUUCUCUCCUCUCCUCUUGAAAUUUUCCUGCUGUCUCUUUCUCAAGCUGUUGCAAGACGUAAAAAGAAAAAAAAAACCCACUGUAAAGUCCCAGGUUGCUCAGUCUUUUCUCAACUGCAAAAAAAAAAAAAAGAGGGAGAGAAA
Molecule: messenger RNA, 3037 nt
Organism: Xiphophorus maculatus (southern platyfish)
Lineage: Eukaryota; Metazoa; Chordata; Actinopteri; Cyprinodontiformes; Poeciliidae
Gene: tob2
Product: transducer of ERBB2, 2
Exons: 2
Coding region: 604-1803 (399 amino acids)
Biological process (GO): regulation of gene expression
Cellular component (GO): cytoplasm; nucleus
Molecular function (GO): transcription corepressor activity
Source: RefSeq, a predicted model, not a curated record